CCUAAUUGUUCCUUGUCGGUGUCGAAAUAGAGAAGUGUUCAAGUGGGAAAGAAACCCAAACGUUUUCAUCUCCGAUAAAAAUGGCAAACAUAAACAAGAAAGAGGAGCCAAGUACAGCGCCAGAGCCAGAUCGGUGGUACAAUUUGAGCUUAGGUUCUUCCUUCAAAGACCAUCAACCUUCCUCCAAGUUCUGUACUUUACGCUAUGAAUUUAAACCAGCUUCAAUUGAUAAAAACAAACCUGGAAAACUACACAAGACCAAGGACAACAGGAUUUCUGUUGAAUUUCAAAAUAACCAGCCUGGUAAACCCAAGGUUGCCUUUGAUGGCAGUAGUGAAGAUUACAAGGAAAAUGAUGCUGUUCUUUUCUUUGAUGGUGAGUCAUUUCGGUUGGAGCGGUUACAUACCGCUGUUAAGCGGUUGAGGUAUAAUCGUCCCCUUGGAGAAUCCGCUGCGGCAGCAGCACCUGCACCUGCUUCUGCUCCUUCUCCUGCUCCUGCUCCUGCUCCUGCUCCUGCGCCUGCUCCAUUUGGAAUGCCUGCAGAGACGAGUUCACCGCCAGUUGAAAAAGGGGCUAGAUUUCAUUCUCUAAAUAAGCCUCCAGUUCCUGCGGUACCAGUUGAGGUGGAACGAAUCAAAGUUGGUGAUUUUAGAAGUUCAGAUUCAAGAUCCAAAAAUGAGAAGAUUGCUGAAUAUCCAUCUUCACAUGCAAAUCAGCCAACUGCGUCACCAGACAUGAUCAAUGAUGACCUGGAUGAACAAUUGGAUAUACUGAAUGAUGACGAGGAUGAUACUACAGCGGCCAAUGGUGGCAAUAUUACUGUACAAGAAAUCGAUACAGGCAUUGAUAUUAAUAUCCCACACCAAAAUGAUACGGAUGAUGAGAUAGCUGAUGUAGAUGUAAGUGAUGAUGAUGAGGAUAAGGGCCGCAAUGCUGCAGAAGAACUUAGAGCUCAGGUAAAUGCAGAGGUAAAAGAGGAUCAUUCUUCAAGUUCUAGCAGUAGUAGUGGAAGUGACAGCAGUGGAAGUGGGAGUGGGAGCGGGAGUGGGAGUGGAAGUGAUAGUGCAAGCAGUAGCAGUGACAGUGAAAGCAGCGACACGGUCAACUCUAUCUGAGAACUUGUGGUAUUUAAGGGAUGAAUGUUUCAAUUUUGAAAUAAUUGAUAGAGAAGCCACUACAUUGCUUUUAGGUUCAGUUGACUGACAAUGCAGGCCGAGGAUAAAGCUAUAGCUCUGUUGGCAUGUCCUCUUAUUUUGCAGGCUUUCUUGCUGUAUAUCAUCCUCUUUUCUGAUAUUCUCCUUUUAUUUAUCUCAUUGUUGCACUUUUUAUCUAAGAGAUACAGAAAACUGUAAAAGUUUGUAUGACGGGAAAGAUGAUUACUGUAUUGUAAAUGCAUCGAAUAUUUUCAAGUCAAGCACCUUAUAUUUGACAUU
This is a messenger RNA of Lycium barbarum (goji berry), 1433 nucleotides long. RefSeq lists its product as uncharacterized. The coding region runs from base 81 to 1115 and encodes 344 amino acids. Lineage: Eukaryota; Viridiplantae; Streptophyta; Magnoliopsida; Solanales; Solanaceae. Gene Ontology annotation, biological process: regulation of transcription elongation by RNA polymerase II; positive regulation of DNA-templated transcription. Gene Ontology annotation, molecular function: transcription elongation factor activity. The transcript is spliced from 4 exons. The record is from RefSeq and is a predicted model, not a curated record. Gene Ontology annotation, cellular component: super elongation complex.